Sciurus carolinensis (gray squirrel) is the source of this 3282-nucleotide messenger RNA. RefSeq names its product bromodomain containing 3 (gene Brd3). Lineage: Eukaryota; Metazoa; Chordata; Mammalia; Rodentia; Sciuridae. The record is from RefSeq and is a predicted model, not a curated record. Gene Ontology annotation, biological process: regulation of DNA-templated transcription; chromatin remodeling. Bases 271 to 2448 code for a protein of 725 amino acids. Gene Ontology annotation, cellular component: nucleus; chromatin. The transcript is spliced from 12 exons.
GGCGCGGACUACGACUCCCGCCAGGCGCCGCGGCGCAGCGCAUGAGCCCUGCUCGGCUCCGGCGCGUCUAUUAUGCUGCCGGGGCCGGCGAGCCAAAGAGGAGCCGGCCGCGCGGGCCCGGAGGGGACGGCUCCGGAGCCGCUGAGGCCAAGUGUUGCCUGGUUGGGCCUAGAAAUGGGAUGCCGAGCCUCCUCAGGGAGCACAGACGGUGCAGGGGCCUCCCGGAGCAGCGGCCGUGACGGCCAGUGAGCGCGAGCGAGCUGCUGGAGGAUGUCCACCACCACUGCGGCCGCCCCCGCGGGGAUCCCGGCGGCCCCGGGCCCUGCGAACCCGCCCCCGCCGGAGGUCUCCAACCCCAGCAAGCCUGGCCGCAAGACCAACCAGCUGCAGUACAUGCAGAACGUGGUGGUGAAGACGCUCUGGAAGCACCAGUUUGCCUGGCCCUUCUACCAGCCCGUGGAUGCGAUCAAGCUCAACCUGCCUGAUUAUCAUAAAAUAAUAAAAAACCCAAUGGAUAUGGGGACUAUUAAGAAGAGACUAGAAAACAAUUAUUAUUGGAGUGCAAGUGAAUGUAUGCAGGACUUCAACACCAUGUUUACAAACUGUUACAUUUACAACAAGCCCACAGAUGACAUAGUGCUAAUGGCCCAAGCCUUAGAGAAAAUUUUUCUGCAGAAAGUGGCCCAGAUGCCCCAAGAGGAAGUUGAGUUAUUACCCCCUGCUCCAAAAGGCAAAGGCCGGAAGCCGGCUGCGGGGACCCAGAGUGCAGGUACGCAGCAAGUGGCGGCCGUGUCCUCAGUCUCCCCAGCGACCCCCUUCCAGAACGUGCCCCCCACUGUCUCCCAGACGCCCGUCAUUGCUGCCACCCCCGUACCAACCAUCACUGCAAACGUCACAUCAGUCCCUGUUCCCCCGGCUGCUGCACCACCUCCUCCCUCGACACCCAUCGUCCCCGUGGUCCCUCCCACGCCGCCUGUUGUCAAGAAAAAGGGUGUGAAGCGGAAAGCAGACACGACCACGCCCACCACGUCGGCCAUCACCGCCAGCCGCAGCGAGUCGCCCCCGCCACUGUCCGACCCCAAGCAGGCCAAGGUGGUCGCCCGGCGUGAGAGCGGGGGCCGUCCCAUCAAGCCACCCAAGAAGGACCUGGAGGACGGUGAGGUGCCCCAGCACGCGGGCAAGAAGGGCAAGCUGUCGGAGCAGCUGCGGCACUGCGACAGCAUCCUCCGGGAGAUGCUGUCCAAGAAGCACGCCGCCUACGCCUGGCCCUUCUACAAGCCGGUGGACGCCGAGGCGCUGGAGCUGCAUGACUACCACGAUAUCAUCAAGCACCCCAUGGACCUCAGCACCGUCAAGAGGAAGAUGGACAGCCGGGAGUACCCCGAUGCACAGGGUUUCGCUGCUGACAUCCGGUUAAUGUUCUCCAAUUGUUAUAAGUACAAUCCGCCAGACCAUGAGGUGGUGGCCAUGGCCAGGAAGCUCCAGGACGUGUUUGAGAUGAGGUUUGCCAAGAUGCCAGACGAGCCUGUGGAGGCACCAGCGCUGCCCACCCCCACAGCCCCUGUGGUCAGCAAGGGCACGGAGAGCAGCCGCAGCAGCGAGGAGAGCUCUUCUGACUCGGGCAGCUCGGAUUCGGAGGAGGAGCGAGCCACGAGGCUGGCCGAGCUCCAGGAGCAGCUGAAGGCUGUGCAUGAGCAACUGGCCGCCCUGUCUCAGGCCCCGGUGAAUAAACCAAAGAAGAAGAAGGAGAAGAAGGAGAAGGAGAAGAAGAAGAAGGACAAGGACAGGGAGAAGGAGAAGCACAAGGCCAAGCCUGAGGACGAGAGGAAGGCCAAGGGCGCCCCGCCCGCCAAGCAGGCCCCGCAGAAGAAGGCCCCAGCCAAGAAGGCCAGCAGCACCACUGCGGCCAGCAGACAGCCGAAGAAGGGCGGCAAGCAGGCGUCCGCGUCCUACGACUCGGAGGAGGAGGAAGAGGGCCUGCCCAUGAGCUACGAUGAGAAGCGCCAGCUCAGCCUGGACAUCAACCGGCUGCCAGGCGAGAAGCUGGGCCGCGUGGUGCACAUCAUCCAGUCGCGGGAGCCCUCGCUCAGGGACUCCAACCCCGAUGAGAUCGAGAUCGACUUUGAGACUCUGAAACCCACCACCUUGCGGGAGCUGGAGAGAUACGUCAAGUCUUGCUUACAGAAGAAGCAGAGGAAGCCCUUCUCAACAAGCGGGAAGAAGCAGGCGGCCAAAUCGAAGGAGGAGCUGGCACAGGAGAAGAAGAAGGAGCUGGAGAAGCGGCUGCAGGAUGUCAGCGGGCAACUGAACAGCAAGAAGCCCGCCAAGAAAGAGAAGGCCGGCUCCGCGCCCUCCGGGGGACCGUCCCGGCUCAGCAGCAGCAGCUCCUCAGAGUCGGGGAGCAGCAGCUCCAGCGGGUCCAGCUCCGACAGCAGCGACUCCGAGUGAGCGGGCAGGCAGAGAGCAGGCCGGAGGCCGCGCGCCAGGGCCGCCGCGCCAGGCCACACCGACUUUGGUUCCAUGGUGUGCAGGUCUUCACUCAGCGUGAGGACCUCUCCAGUCUGCUCCAGUGGGUCAGAGGUCCUUCCUGUGCGUGCGACGGACUCGGAGGCGGCAUCAGCCCAGUCUUUCUUCGCCACUCAGUUCAGUUGCUCGGAGACGACAGCCUCAGUUGCUAACCUGGUAACAACCCCUGCGAGGUGGGACCUCGCAGAGCCCCUCUCAGCCCAAGCUGGGCUGUCACUGGAGGGAGACUUCUCAGAGGGACUUUCUCUGACAUGGGUACUGUAUUGAAAGCUUUGCCGGCAUGUGGCGUCUCUGCCAUUGGGCUCCAGCCCUCGUGCCUGCUGCGGUCAUCUCUGCAGGGGCUGAGGACAGGUGUGCCCACCGGCGAGGCCCAGUGGGUACAGCUCAGAGCAGAGCAUCGAGCGGGGUGGGCGUGUGGGGCAGCCCUCGGGUCUGGCCGUGGCGGCAGCAGCUCCAGGACGGAACCCAGCCGCUGUGUGGGCGGCGGACAGGUUUCCAACACUGAAACUUUUACCUCAGCUUAAAAAAAAAAAAAAGAAAAGAAAAAAAACAGAGAUACUUUUUUGUAAGGUUCAGUGGUUUUCUAUAAAAGUCCAGCCCGUGUGUCCCCACCUGAUCAGUGCUGCCCUGGCUGCCCCCGCACACUCUGGAACCACUUCCCUAGUUUAUGUAUAUAUAAAUACUUUAUUUAUUAACAUCAUUGGUCAUUUUUUAAAAAAGAAAAAAAAAAAAAGAAAAAGAAAAAAGAAAAAACCG